CAGAAAAACGUGCUUACAAAGCAGGAUCCUAAAUUAAUUAUCAAGAAAUGUACUACUACCCUACUUUGUAGUGAGUGUAUAAUCUUUUAAGCUUCUUCAACCCCAAGCAUUUCUUGAAUUUUACAACUUUAGUUCCUGAAAAAAAAAAAAAAUCAGCAAAAAAUUGCAUUUGCCAUGGGAAUUGCAAAUACAGUUCUUCUGUUAUUCAUGGUGUUUCUUCUAUUUGAUUUCUCAGAUGAGUUCUUAGAAUCUUCACAGUAUGAAGCUAUAAUGAAAAUCAAGCAGCUUUUGAACUUUCCACAAGCUUUGAGUAGUUGGAGUGACAACACAGAUUUUUGCAACAGUGAGCAAAACACUGCCUUAACACUCAUGUGUUAUGAAGAUAACAUAACACAGCUUCAUAUUUCUGGUUACAACUGGUUUCCUAAUUUGCCUCAGGGCUUUUCUACAGACACACUUUUCUCUAAUCUUGCUCUUUUGCCUAAUUUAAAGGUUCUUUCUUUGGUCUCUUUGGGUUUGAGAGGAACUUUGCCUAAAAAUAUUGGCUUUUUAUCUUCUUUGGAAAUUGUCAAUAUCAGUUCAAACUUCUUUUAUGGUGAGAUUCCAGGAGAGAUUUCACAUUUGAAGGGACUUCAGACACUUAUUUUGGAUGAUAAUAAGUUCACAGGUCAAGUUCCUGAAGGGGUAGGUUCACUUUCUUCUUUGUCUGUUUUGAGUUUCAAGAACAAUUCUUUUUCUGGUUCAUUGCCUAAUUCUCUGUCCAAUUUACAGACCCUAAGAAUCCUCUCUGUUUCUGGUAAUAAUUUUUCUGGGGUUGUUCCAAACCUUCAAAAUCUGUCAAAUUUACAAGUUCUUGAUUUGGAAAGUAACAAUCUUGGACCUAAUUUCCCUAAUCUUCCAACAAAGUUGGUGUCUUUAGUACUUAGGAAGAACAAGUUUAGUUUAGGGGUUCCAAAAGAACUGAGUUCCUGUUAUCAGUUAAAGAAACUGGACAUUUCUUCCAAUGAGCUUGUUGGACCCUUUUCACCAACCAUUUUAUCACUGCCAUCACUUAGCUAUUUGGAUAUUUCUGGAAACAAACUCACUGGGAAGCUCCUAAAGAAUUUGACAUGCAAUCAAGACAUUUCUUUUGCGAAUUUAUCAUCAAAUUACUUGACAGGGGAGUUGCCUGCUUGCUUGCACCCUAGUUCUGGUUCCAAGAUUGUAUUGUUUUCGGGGAAUUGUCUGUCGAAUAAAGAGCAAUGGCAGCAUCCUUAUUCAUUUUGCCAUAAUGAAGCUUUGGCUGUUAGUAUUGAGCCUCAUAACAAGGAAAAGGUUAAAGGGGAAAAUGUUAAAGCUGUUCUUGCAUCAAGUAUGGUAGGAGGCUUUGUUGGAGUAGUAGCGAUUACCGGUUUGGCUUUCGUGGUUUUUAAAGGAGAGUAUGCCAAGCAGAAAGCUAACAAAACCCCUCAAACAAGAUUGAUAUUUGAAAAGGUCUCUCCUGCUCACACCCUUAAGUUGCUUAAUGAUGCAAGGUAUAUUUCUGAAACGAGGAAGUUGGGACUGCUUGGGGCCCCUCCUUAUCGAACGUUUGUCUUGGAUGAGCUUCGAGAGGCCACUAAUAACUUUGAUAUAUCAAAUCUAAUUGGUGCCAGCUCCAUUGGGCAGAUUUACAAAGGGCGGCUCACGGAUGGCACUGCAGUUGCUAUAAGAAGCUUAAAAAUGAGGAAGAGGCAUAGCGUCCAGUCCUACACUCAUCAACUAGGGCGUAUUUCAAAGAUCAGAUACUGCCAUUUAGUUAGCACUAUUGGACACUGCUUUGAAUGCUAUCAAGAUGACUCAAGUGUUAGCCGAAUAUGUCUAGUGUUUGAAUUCGUGCCAAAUGGGACGCUGCGGGGGGUCAUAUCAGAAGCAAAUUCAGCUAAAAAAUUUACAUGGACGCAAAGGAUGGGAGCUGCAAUAGGGAUAGCAAAGGGAAUUCAGUUCCUUCAUACUGGAAUAGUACCAGGGAUAUUCUCCAAUCGAUUGAAGAUAACAGAUGUCUUGCUGGAUCAGAAUCUCCAUGUAAAGAUUAGCAAAUACAAUCUGCCUUUGUUAAUUGAGAAUAAGAAAAUGGAUACUGGACCGUCUUCUAGUGGAUCAAAGGGAAAAGAUGGGCAAAGGUUAAAAUACGAGGAGAAAGAUGAUGUGUAUGACUUCGGAAUAAUCUUACUUGAAAUCAUAUCGGGAAGGACAAUCGAUACAAAAAACGACAUAAAUGUUUCUAAAGACAUUCUAAUAGUUAGCUUAACAGCUGACGAAAUAGCUCGGAGGAACAUCAUUGAUCCAGCUGUUCGGAAUGAAUGUUCAGAUGGUUCACUUAGGACAUUAAUGGAGCUAUGCAUAAGAUGCCUUUCAGAUGAAUUAUCGGAACGUCCUUCUGUAGAAGACUUAAUAUGGAACUUGCAGUUUGCAGCUCAGGUCCAGGACCCUUGGAAUAGAGACACCUAUGGCAAUCAGGAGUCCCCUGAUCAUGUGUAAGAAGUUGUUAAAAUAUUAAAUGAUCAAUGGACCUUUUCUUGUACAAAAUGUAACAUUAUACUAGGAUAUUUAGUUUCAUAUGUUUAGUAGCCUCUAUAAUGAAGCAUUUCUCAUCAUUGGUGGCCAUGAGGUCAGUACUCUUUUGAGGAUACAUUUGAGCCAAAA
Lycium ferocissimum is the source of this 2664-nucleotide messenger RNA. RefSeq names its product probable inactive leucine-rich repeat receptor-like protein kinase At3g03770. Gene Ontology annotation, biological process: protein phosphorylation. Gene Ontology annotation, molecular function: ATP binding; protein kinase activity. The record is from RefSeq and is a predicted model, not a curated record. The coding region runs from base 175 to 2499 and encodes 774 amino acids. NCBI's taxonomy places the organism in Eukaryota, Viridiplantae, Streptophyta, Magnoliopsida, Solanales, Solanaceae. The transcript has 7 exons.